This is a messenger RNA of Micropterus salmoides (largemouth bass), 2756 nucleotides long. It is a transcript of the gene ppm1nb, whose product is annotated as protein phosphatase, Mg2+/Mn2+ dependent, 1Nb (putative). The coding region runs from base 323 to 1615 and encodes 430 amino acids. Lineage: Eukaryota; Metazoa; Chordata; Actinopteri; Centrarchiformes; Centrarchidae. The record is from RefSeq and is a predicted model, not a curated record. Gene Ontology annotation, molecular function: manganese ion binding; protein serine/threonine phosphatase activity; magnesium ion binding. Gene Ontology annotation, biological process: protein dephosphorylation. The transcript has 6 exons.
GCUGGUGAAGGAGGGAAGAGCACUGUAAAGCGAGGGAGAAGGUGAAAUCACAGCCGCACAGAGGAGAGACUAAACAAGGAGGAGAGGAAGGAUGAGUGGAGGAGAAAGCGCUGAUCACUGAGGUCUCCGGGGAGGAGAGAGGAGAGGAAGGAGAUGAGCAGGGAGAGGGGGGUGAGCAGCUAGCACUGAGAACAUCCAUCAGCUCAGGCAGCCAUGCUCUGAGCUUCAGAGCAUCAGGCCCAGCUCAGCCCUGCGUCCCAGCCACAAACAACAGGGCAGGGAUAAAAGCAGAUUCUCCUCACAUCAGCUGUGCACAAGAGCCAUGAGGACAGCCAGGAAAGGCAGCGUGGAGAUGCCUGCAUUUAUGCGGCAGCUGGUGAAAGAGACAGAGAAGCGGGUCAGCUCUUUCUUCAAGGCGGGCCGUGGAGGAGCAGCAGUGGGAGAGCCGCCAGGGGUUGGGGAGAAGGAGGAGGCCAUCCCCAGCCCCUACCUGGACAGGCCAGUCCUGGACAAGUUAGCAGAGGAGGGCUGCGCCCGCUGGGGCCUCACCUAUGCCCUGGGAAGUAUGCAGGGCUGGAGGGCCAACAUGGAGGAUUUCCACAACUGUGUACCACAGCUGGGUGGAGACCUGGCCGACUGGAGCUUCUUUGCUGUGUUCGAUGGUCAUGCAGGCAGCACGGUGGCACAGUACUGCUCCCAGCACCUUCUGGGUCACAUCCUGGCCACAGGUGGAAUGGGACCAGAGGACGACCCUGAAAAGGUGAGAGGAGCCAUCAUCGAGGGCUUCCUGCAAACAGACAAGCACCUGCUCUCUGUGGCACGCCGAGAAGGCUGGGAGAGGGGUGGUACCACUGUGGUGGCCACUCUUAUCUCACCAUAUUACAUCUACUUUGCCAACUGUGGUGACUCCAGGGCCAUGCUGUGCCGGUCUGGCCAGGUUUGCUUCUCCACCGAGGACCACAAACCUUACAGCCCUCUGGAGAAAGAGCGUAUUGAGAGUGCAGGCGGCUCUGUGACCAUCCAACGAAUCAACGGUUCCCUGGCAGUGUCCCGUGCUCUGGGGGACUUCAGCUACAAGGGGGCAGAGAACCGGACGCCCACCCAGCAGAUGGUGUCACCAGAGCCAGAGGUGUGUGUUGUGGAGCGCUCACCGGCAGAUGAGUUCCUGGUGCUCGCCUGCGACGGGGUGUGGGACACCAUCAGCAAUGAGGAGCUGUGCGCCUUCAUCCACAACCGGCUGCGUGUUUGCACUGACCUGAGGGAUGUCUGCACUCAAGUCAUUGACCUCUGUCUCUAUAAGGGCAGCUUGGACAACAUCAGCAUCAUCCUGUUGUGCUUCCCUGGAGCCCCCCAGCUGUCAGCAGAGGCAUUACAUCAAGAGGCCGAGUUGGAGGACCUGCUGGAAUCCAAAGUAGCAGAGAUUUAUGCGGAGCUGUGUGCCAGAGGGGAGGAACCUGAUCUGCUGUCUGUCCUCACAGUCCUCGCAUCCACUGUCAUCCCUGGAUUACCACCAGGUGGAGGCAUACAGAGCAAAAGGAACUGCAUUAUUUCUGCUUACUAUCAACAAAGAGAGACACACAAGCCCACACUGCCAAAUGGCCUGGGGGGCUCCUGAGAAGCCUGUUUGGAUUUUUAUCUCAAAGGAUCCAUGGAUCCAAGUGUGCAGUUUGACAAAAAGGCAGCUGAUGAACAGACAAGGACGUUUGUUUACAUCAUGCCAGCAAGCAGAAUAACAAAUACAAUGCAAAAAUAGAUCUAAUAAUGCCUGAUAUGGUUUAUAUUUAUACAAGAAGUUCGUUUUGUAAAACUUACUCAGAGAAACCAAUCCAGCAACAAACCUCUGCCUCAUAUUCAGUGAACAGAAGAUACAUAUGUUUAUUUCAAAUGACAGUGAAUAGCAGCCAACUGUGAAAUUGUACAUUGGAUCAAAUAAGGAAUGUGAGUAUAUGUAGGGUUUUAUUUUAAAGAUGAUAUUUUAAGAAGUGAUAUAAUAAAAGAAUAAUUUUAAGGAAAAUGUGUUGACUGAAACAUUGUCAGUGCUGGCCAAAAGCUAGAGUGCAGCUAACAUAUAUCCAUUUGUUUCAACAUCUUUUCCCCUCAUGGUCGAAAGUGGCAGGCAAAUAAACACUGAUCAAAUAUUUCAUCUACUAAUUUAAUCUCAACACAUACACACAUUUAGUCAAGAAAAAAAAUCACACAUAAUCUAAACUCUUCUUGAAUAGCCGUUUUUGUUUAUUUUAAACUUGCAGACUAAGAUCUACAUAGAAGUAAUGUUUGGAAAAUGUGUAAUUUGUUAAAAUAAUUUGAUAUAUUAUUAUCAAAAGAGCUAUCCAGCAUGUUGCAAUUUGAUUGUAACCAAAAUCUCAAAUUAAAAGUAUCAAAGAAUUUUGCCAAAUACCCUAAAAUCUAUAUUUUCUGACCAAUAAAUAUAUAUGUUAUAUAAGUUCUACAUGUGCGCAUUUUUCAUCUAGUAAGCAUAAUCUAUAUAUUAACCAUGUUUCGAAACACAUUCUUUGAUACAAUGUAUGUGAAAUGUGUUUUUUUCCCCCGUAAGUUGGUUGAUAUGUACUGUGCUGCCUUAUCCAUCUUUUUUAUAGAGUUGAUAAAAUAAACAGCAUCAGAACGGGUAAUUUUCAGGAUGGGUCAUUUUAUCUGCAUCAUACCGCAUUGUUAUAUUAUUUUGGUGAGAUAUUUUCUGUGUAUAGACGUUACAUGUCAGGAUUGUUUUAAACCUAAAUAAAGAAUAUUUGACUGAC